AUGUCAUUUUCUGAUUUUUCAAAAGUCGAAUCAAUCAAAGCUUUAAACGAAUUUUUAGCUGAUAAAUCUUACAUUGAUGGUACCAACGCUACCCAAGCUGAUGUCACCACUUACAAAGCUUUCCAAAAAGAAUAUCCUCAAUUAACCAAAUGGUUAAACCACAUCUAUUCUUUCACUGGUAAAUUCGAAGAAUUACCAGCUGGUAAAGCCCCAGCUGCCGCUGCCGCUGUUGAAGAAGAAGAUGAUGAUGAUGUUGAUUUAUUCGGUUCAGACGAUGAUGAAGUUGAUGAAGCUGCUGAAAAAUUAAAAGCUGAAAGAUUAGCUGAAUACGCUGCUAAAAAAGCUGCUAAAGGUCCAAAACCAGCUGCUAAAUCUCUUGUCACUUUAGAUGUUAAACCAUGGGAUGAUGAAACUGAUUUAGAAGAAUUAUUAGCCAACGUCAAAUCAAUUGAAAAAGAUGGUUUAGUUUGGGGUGCUCACCAAUGGAUCCCAGUUGGUUUCGGUAUCAAAAAAUUACAAAUUAACUUAGUUGUUGAAGAUGAAAAAGUUUCAUUAGAUGAAUUACAACAAGAAAUUGAAGAAUUUGAAGAUCACGUCCAAUCUACCGAUAUCGCUGCUAUGUCAAAAUUAUAA
Yamadazyma jaroonii is the source of this 633-nucleotide messenger RNA. The record is from the annotation of a GenBank genome assembly. NCBI's taxonomy places the organism in Eukaryota, Fungi, Ascomycota, Pichiomycetes, Serinales, Debaryomycetaceae.